This is a messenger RNA of Phodopus roborovskii (desert hamster), 1037 nucleotides long. It is a transcript of the gene Apoo, whose product is annotated as apolipoprotein O. Gene Ontology annotation, cellular component: MICOS complex. Gene Ontology annotation, biological process: cristae formation. The record is from RefSeq and is a predicted model, not a curated record. NCBI's taxonomy places the organism in Eukaryota, Metazoa, Chordata, Mammalia, Rodentia, Cricetidae. The transcript is spliced from 9 exons. The coding region runs from base 157 to 753 and encodes 198 amino acids.
GGGUUGAGUUGGGAGGGGGGAGCAUCAUCAUCUCGUGCACCACAGCCUGCUCGCGCUCAAGGGAAUCAGGAUCUAAGCGGGCCUCCGUAGUCGCUUUUCUACAGUGGGCGGGGCCAAGAGCGGGGUGACCCUGCCGGAGCCCCGGUUGCCAGCGACAUGUUCAAGGUAAUUCAGAGAUGUGUGGGGCCAGCCAGCCUGAGCCUGCUCACCUUCAGGGUCUAUGCAGCACCCAAAAAGGACUCACCUCACAAAAGUUACAUGAAGGUUGACGAGCUUUCACUCUACUCAGUUCCUGAGGGUCAAUCUAAAUACGUGGAGGAGCCAAGGACUCAACUUGAAGAAAACAUCUCCCAACUCCGACAUCAGUGUGAGCCAUAUACAAGUUGGUGUCAGGAAAUAUACUCCCAAACUAAACCCAGAGUGGAGCGCUUUGUCCAGUGGGGAUUAGACAACUAUGACUAUUUCCAAAAUGCACCUCCUGGAUUUUUCCCAAGACUUGGUGUUAUUGGUUUUGCUGGUUUUAUUGGACUCAUUUUUGCUAGAGGUUCAAAACUAAAGAAGCUGGUGUAUCCUCCUUUUUUCAUGGGAUUAGGUGCCUCUAUCUAUUACCCACAACAAGCCAUUGCCUUUGCCCAGGUCAGCGGGGAGAAGUUAUAUGACUGGGGAUUACAAGGGUACAUAAUUGUGGAAGAUUUGUGGAAGGAACAUUUUCAGAAGCCAGGAAAUGUGAAGAAUUCACCUGGAAAUAAGUAGAAAACUCCAUGCUCUGCCCAUUGUAAUCAGUUAUAGGUAAACAUUGGAAACUCCAGACGGUAAAUCAGUAUUUCUACAGACAAAUGGCAGAGAGUCAGUAUUGGAUAUAGUAAACUGGCUUUCUUCAGGAAAAACAACACUAAGCCUCUUUGCUAUCUUGGGUGAUGCCAUAUUCUAGACCAACUAAUCUACAAUCAUUCAUUUGGAAAUAAUGUACAAGCCUUAGAACUCCUCAUUCUUAUAUCACUAUUUAUGUAUGUAAUUAAAAUCCAGAUUCAAACAGA